Messenger RNA from Malurus melanocephalus (red-backed fairy wren), 2467 nucleotides. It is a transcript of the gene TPK1, whose product is annotated as thiamin pyrophosphokinase 1. Gene Ontology annotation, biological process: thiamine diphosphate biosynthetic process; thiamine metabolic process. The record is from RefSeq and is a predicted model, not a curated record. Bases 346 to 1080 code for a protein of 244 amino acids. Lineage: Eukaryota; Metazoa; Chordata; Aves; Passeriformes; Maluridae. The transcript is spliced from 8 exons. Gene Ontology annotation, molecular function: thiamine binding; thiamine diphosphokinase activity; ATP binding.
USCCACUGCUGAAUCCACCGCCGAGCGACGGAUUGCGGCGCGCAUCGAUUCCCUCGGCUCGCCCUGCCGCCCGCUCCCACGCACAUCCCGGUGCUGGUGCCGGUCCCGGGGGAUGUAGGAGGACGCUCGGCCCAGGGUACGCGGCAGCGCCGCCGGCACGUCCCCCGGUGCGGCCGCCUAUCGCCUGCAAGGGCGGGCGCAGCCGCCGCCGCGGCCGUGUGGCUGCAGGCGUUCCCCGGGGAGACCGGGAAGGGGCACGGCUUCUCCCCGCCUGCCCCUCCGUGCCGCCGCCGGUCCCGCCCGGUCUCCGUGCCUUUAGAGUGUGCCUGCCCGCCCCGCGGGGCCAUGGAGCGCGCGUUCACGCCGCUGGAAUGCCUCCUGCCCGCCGGGAACCUGAAGUUUUGCCUUCUGAUUCUGAACCAGCCUUUCAACAAAGGUCAUUUUCAUUGUCUGUGGAGCAGAGCUGCCCUGAGAGCUUGUGCUGAUGGAGGUGCCAAUCGUCUCUACCACAUGACGGAAGGGAGCCGGGAAAGCUUCUUGCCUGAUUACAUCAGUGGUGAUUUUGAUUCCAUUCAGCCUGAAGUCAAGGAGUUCUACAAGGUCAAGGGAUGUGAGUUAAUUGAGACCAUGGAUCAGGACCUCACAGAUUUCACCAAGUGCCUUCAGAUACUCCAGAAAAAGAUAGAGAAGAAGGGCCUCCAGAUUGAUGUGAUUGUGACUUUGGGAGGACUUGGAGGACGKUUUGACCAAACAAUGGCAUCAGUGGAAACGCUUUUUCAUGCAACGAAUAUCACUCCUUCUCCAGUGAUAGUUAUCCAGGAUUGCUCGCUGAUUUACCUGCUGCAACCUGGCAAGCACAAGCUGCRUGUGGACACAGGACUGGAAGGACCCUGGUGUGGCCUCAUCCCCAUCGGGAACCCCUGUGAGAGUGUGACCACAACCGGCCUUAAAUGGAACCUCACCAACCAGGCACUGAAGUUUGGAACACUCGUCAGUACUUCCAACACCUAUGACAACUCUGGGAUUGUGACCAUUGAGACAGACAAACCUUUGCUGUGGACAAUGGCUAUCAAGAGAUAAACAGACAUAGCUGCCUUUUCUGAUCAGACACGACUGAAAUCACUACAAAAUUUCACGGAAUUAAGACAGUAAAGCUGUUGCAAAAGACAUAAGCARGCACUGAUUUUAUGUAUUGAAUGGAAAAAAAGUCUGAAAUAAAAGUCACUUGAGAUUGCAUCAAAAGUACUUGCAAUAAUAAAGUACUUCGUUCUGGUACCUCAUUCUGCUUAAUCAGAAGAUGCAUGAGCAGCCAGUCAGUACAAUCACAAACAGAAAUGAAUAUAAAGAAACUGCUGCUGCUUAUCUGGUUAGUUCAGGCUACUUUUACAAAGUAUUUUAUUCCAAUACUGCACUAUWUUUUCCCCUCUUGCCAAAAGGAUAUACAGUAUCCAGUUACAUUUAGUUUAACUAUUACAAAGUGAUAGCACUAAGAUUAAGUAAUCUCAUUUUUCUGUCCCAGGUUGUAGGUGUUGGUGAAGAUUUCUCAAGAACAGUAAUUGAACUUUUCUACUUAGGAAGCAAGUGCACUGAAGAAGCUUCAGUUUUGCUGUAACACCAGUAUCAGAUUUCCCAGUAUUCAUUGCUUUUGAAGUCAAAUAGACAUACCACUGUACCUUCURCAAAUACCAAAUGCUUACAGUAUGAUUUUUGAAAAUAAAUAAAUGUUUUAAUCUGAGAAGGAAGAGCAUUGCAUUUACCAGUUUUUGCAGGCUCAGUUCUUCAAAUCAAAAUUUAGAAUCAUUUAAAGUAAAUUUUCAGGUCAACGUGCAGAAGCCUUUUUCUAGUUCUAUAUACAGAACARGGUCCAAAAUGGUGGUAUAUCCUCUCCGGGAGUGUAACCAAGUUGUGGAUUUGCUGAAGCACUACUUAGUGUCUGUGACAGCUAAAUUAUCCUCAAAUGGUACAUCUCAGUAAUCAUUUAUUAAUUAUGCCRUCAGAAUAAGGACUGGCAAAACAACUUCUUUAUUUGAUGGAGUUUUUUUUGUCAACUACAUAGUACAACCUAGAAGGACUUCCAAAUGCAAGAAGGAAUUAGUGAUUAUUAUGGUGACUCGGAAUUAUUGAUAAGAGUUCCCAUACACUUUUGCAUCACCACUUGAAAGGAUACAGAAAUGCUGUUUUCUUGCUGUCUACUUUUGCUGGAACAAUGCUGUUCCAAUGCAUAAUUUACUGAUUAGUAAAUAGCUCCUGAAGAGAGGUCAUACAGCUGUCCCCCUUGGAAGCUUUCAGUAUYUGACUGGACAAAACCUCAAGCAACCUCAUCAGAAUGGAACACUGACCCAGCUUUGUGCUGGACAUUAGACUCAAGACCUUCCAAGCUUCCUUCCUACUUGAAUGAUUCUACUACGGUUAAAAGAAGUAACAAAACAAGCAAAACACACAACUACUAUUACCAAAAAAAAGAAAA